AUGAAAGGGAUCAAAGCAAAACUAGUAGUUGAUGAAAAUGCCCAGCCAAAAUUUUGUAAGCCACGGCAAGUACCCUAUGCAAUUCGACCAAAAGUUGAAGCUGAACUUGACCGACUGGAAGAGGAAGGAAUCGUCUCCAAAGUCAAUUACCGUGAAUGGGCAACCCCUAUAGUACCAGUUGCGAAAAAGAAUGGUACAGUACGUAUCUGUGGUGAUAAAGUGACUGUCAAUCCUGUGUUACAAGUUGACCAAUACCCAUUGCCCAGAAUUGAAGAUAUAUUUUCUGAGCUUGCAGGUGGUCAAAAGUUCACUCGAAUGGAUUUACAUCAAGCAUACCACCAGAUGGAAUUGGAUGAUGAAUCAAAGAAAUUUCUCACAAUUAACACAUCAAAGGGACUUUACAGAUACAAUCGCCUU
Saccoglossus kowalevskii is the source of this 417-nucleotide messenger RNA. RefSeq lists its product as uncharacterized. The record is from RefSeq and is a predicted model, not a curated record. NCBI's taxonomy places the organism in Eukaryota, Metazoa, Hemichordata, Enteropneusta, Harrimaniidae.